CCGGGUUUUUCGCUGUGGUAGUUUAGCCUGCUAUCGUAAAGAGAUGUUGAGAACUGGGAACUGUGGACAUAGCUGAUGAUGAGACUCAGGGUCCCUCCUCCCUACACACUCCGUGAACACAUGCCCACCCGCUCGCUCUCGAUCUCGCUCAUUCACACCACAGCACUGAUCAACACACGGGCUUCUGUGCAACCUGUUACUGCUAACGCGAAAGGCAAAUAGUAUAACAUUUAGUGCUUAGUAUCAUUUGGUUUUGUAAAAGCAAAAUAGUCGUUAAAUGAGAGAACUAGCCUACUGUCACUCAGAAUCUGAGAGCCGAGCACAUUAACGCGUGGAGCGCGACGGACGUGUAUUGAGUGCCAGAGCCUAUUGAUCUUUAAUCAAGCCAGGCAGCGGUGACAGCCGAACCUGCGUCAAAGACAUCAUAUGUUUGUUAGGACGGCGUUUUCGACUUAAAGGAAACGACAGAUUACGCACGUACCUGGAGACCUCCAUCCAUCAUCAGCCUGGGUAAUAAUUCCUCUGGACGUCGACUAAGCGGUUGCAUUAAUAGUGUGAGAAGCAAGCACUCAUUAAGAAGAAAUGUGUUUUUUCUACAAUUUGCUGAUAAGGACACAGCAGGUGUGAGUGGGGUAGUGGCGGGAACGCUGUACCCUUUCCAAUAUGGUUUGCAGCGAACAGAGUUCUGGCACAUCAGCGCCCAAAAAGGAAACGCAGACCCGCAAGAAGCGUAAAUCCCGUCCUCAGGGUCUGCCUUCUCCAGCCCUCUGCUGCGCAUGUGGAUUGUGCAUCAUGCUGGCAGGCAUCAACAUCACUUUAGUGGGCGCCUUCGCCUUCAGCACGCUUGUGCCCUCUAGCAAUCCCCCGAUUAUCAUCGGGCCUAUACUCCUGCUGGUGGCAUUCUCCUUCUUCGGGGCUUGUUGCAUCUGCAGUCGCUUGCCUCCGCCUCAGAGUUCUCGUCGGUCCAAAGGAGGUGGCGGUUUGGGAUUCAUGGGUCGGGGCGGAGGGGGGUUGAGUGGAGGGGCGGCAUUUGAGAUUGAGACCAGUGAGCACACGAUGCAGGACACCACAGCCGUGCAACUUAGCCCCACCAACUCGCCCUGCUCCUCCCACGCCUCAAGUCCUGAAAGAGAGGCUCCUGCUACUGCCGCCAACGCCACCGUUCCCGCCCCAGACUAUGUCCCUCCACGAGCCUGCAAGCUCUUCACUAUGGAAACCAAUGGACCCAACUCAGCAGCCUUUUCUGCUUCUACAGGGAGUGGAGGGGCGGUCCGGCUCACUUUGCCCUCAGACUGUGCCGCCACUUAAGAUUGCCAGUUUAGGUCGCUCUCUGGAGAAGGGCUGGUAUUAUGUUAUGUAAAUACUUUUUCAGGGGGGAAGACGAGCACUUUGUGUGGAGAAUUCAUUUGAUUAUCACCGCCGGCUUGUGCCACGAGGUGCAAUAACAAUUGAAAUGUUCGCAUAAAUCCAGCGGGUUGGUAUUUCUGGAGUCUGCGAUGGGCCACGUGCUCCUAAUGAAAAUGACAGAGGUUUGCGAGAAGCAUAUGAAGAGCUUGUGCGUUCUCUAAUGCUGCCAUAUCUAAAGAGAGAGAGCCUUGAAAGGUGAAUCACUGUGGCGUGCUUCACAUAUUCAUACUUUGCCACUGUUACUCAGAGCAUUCACAGUUACCGCGCUCAGAAGAGACAGAAUCAGCUGUUGUGUAAAGAUGGCUUUGGAGACGAGCCUGAGAAACAGAACGGAGAAAGACGUAUCACUGUGCGUUGUCAUAUGUCAGUGCACAGACCAAAAAAAACAGAGAUGCUGUAUAUUUUCUCUUCAGUGCUAAAAUACUUUCGAGAGUGAACGGUCUUUUUUUUUUUGAUGACUCUCCAUAGCCGACCUUUUUGGAUUUCGUCUUUAUUGGAUGCUUAAAUGAGCCACGGCGCUGCUUUUUUUUCACGCGAUUUAGAAAACGAGGUGGCUAAGCAGUGCCAUUGUUUGAGUUCAGGUUGGAGAAAUAAUUCAAGUGUGAUGAAGGAGGGAAUGAAAAACUUUUACCACAAUUAUUGCGCAGGUCGCCUGACGCAGUGUGGUGAAAAUGGGCAUUUGAUGAAUGAGCCGUACUUGAGAGUUGUGACAUUAUUUAAUGCUCCAUCAGCCCAUUUUUCUGUAAAAAAAGAACCUAGCCGCAAGCCUUCACUCUUUAUUUUACACUGUGGUUUAUAAUGCUGCCAAGUGAAACAUUAUUUAUUUCCCUUAAGAUUACCAAAGGCUGUUUUCUCCUUCUAAUAUUCCUUUUCUGUCGACAAACCUGUCUACAUCAACAGUACAGUAACAUUCAAGUAUACUACCUACAUCUGCUGACAGUGUUCCUCCCUAAAAUGUCUUUUCUCAUCUUACUGUCUCUGUGCCCCCUGUUUUUUAUUAUAUUUUUUAUUGUCCGUUUUACGCAAGAUUCCGAAUUGUUCUCAAACAUGCCCUCCAUCACUGACCCACACUGAUGGUUCAAGCCAAACAAGUGAAACAAUUUCCCCAUGUUGUUUCUACCAGAGAGGUCAGGUAAAAGCAGCUUUUAGUGGCUGAACACACUGAAAAAGCAAAGGACAUUACCCAAUUAAAUAUUUUUAUGAAUGAAAAUUAUCUAAUAACGUUAGCAAAAGUAGCUUAUUAUGUCCCUUUGUUAUCAUAUUCAUCAGUUCCAACCAGCAGAAAGGGCUUCUGUACUUACUGUUUUCUGAGUGCCAAUGCAUCUGUUAAUAUGUACUUUUAGCUGUGUAAUAUACUGCAGCAUAUUUAUUAUAAAUACAUGGGUCAUGUGACACAUACUGAGGAAAGCGCAACAUGAACUACAUGCUUACAAACAGUGCACUUCAUAAUUUAAAGAGAAAAUUAAAAAAUAUCAGUCUGCUUGUUUGUCAUGGGAUUGUUAGCUUUCAAUAUAAGAAGUUUGAGUGAAAGGAGAAGUUGAAUCGGGGGCUGCGGAAACAUUGGCAUCUUUCUAUAACUUUAGACUCUAUGGUCUAUGCCCACCUCUGUUUGUAAGCUGCUAUUUGCCAUCUACACAUCUGCUGUAGUCUGAAUGAAACGAAUGCUGCCUUAAUGACAGUGAUCUCAGGAUCAAACCAGCGAGGGCUACUCAAAUGUCCAAUGAGAACAUUUGGUCAUGUAGUAUUCAUGUACUUAGGAAAAUGUGGUAAUGUUAAUUACUUUCAACCAUGUUUGUUUAAAAAAAGGGAAAUGCAAUGUCCUGUGGAAAGGUUACGAUGUCAUGUGAAAAGGUUUUGAUAAUGCCGAUUAGCAUUAUUGUUAUUAUUUUGUCAGUAGGUCAUGUUGAGUACAAUAAUUCAUGAAUGGUGACUUGUUUUAAAUAUUGUUGGCAAUGAACAUUUUAAUUGUGUCUUUUGUAAGUAGCUCACAUCAUAAUUAUCCACUGUUUAAC
Messenger RNA from Carassius auratus (goldfish), 3419 nucleotides. RefSeq lists its product as uncharacterized. Lineage: Eukaryota; Metazoa; Chordata; Actinopteri; Cypriniformes; Cyprinidae. The transcript has 2 exons. The record is from RefSeq and is a predicted model, not a curated record. Bases 664 to 1308 code for a protein of 214 amino acids.